AUGCCUGUACAUACCAUUCGUGAUUUAAAUAACAACAACGAUAAUCCCAAUAGAGGCCAAGCACCUGUUCCGCCUGGUUGGGGUAACUCAUCGGGAAAUGGUGGUGGUAGAACUCUUGGAGGAAGGACCCUAGGAGGAGAUUCAUCGUCCAACACUACAAGACAACCAUCCACAACUGGAAGAGUAUUAGGAUCAGGAGAGGCUGUUUCCUAUCAACCAUCUUCAGCCAAUUAUGCAGAUGGAGGAGCCAUAGGUGGUGGAGGAGGCUUUUUCUCAGGAUUCAGAAACAUGUUUUCAGGUUUUGGAAGAAGCAAUACUACUCCAAGUGGAGGAAGCUACACUGCUACAGGCCAACCUGUGGAUGUUGAAACCGGUGGAGCUGCCACAAUUUCCAAUGACCCCUAUCAAAAUCAGUACAAUAUGAAUGAGGACAUGUUUUGGAGUUAUAAUUUGCACAACAUUCAACCUCAAUGGUAUCAUAUGUGUUUAAUGUGUUGUUGUCCAUGUUUUGUUGGUCCACCAUGCUCACCUGUUCGAAAACAAGAUUACAAAAACAUGUUAAUGACAUUCUGCUUUUGGAUCUCAAUCGUUCAAUUAAUUUAUUUCAUUGUAGAGUUGUCAGUUGGCGGUUUUGAUCCUCAAAAUCCUUCUAUUGGCCCAUCGAGCCUAACAUUGUUGAAAUUAGGAGCCAAAAGUUCAUACUAUAUCAAAGAAAAAUAUGAAUUAUGGCGUCUGGUGGUUCCACUCAUUAUGCAUGCAGGUAUUUUGCAUAUAUUCAUGAACUUGUUCAUUCAAAUUAUGGUUUGCAUGGGCUAUGAAAAGAAUUGGAGAUGGUACAGAGUAAUUCCAAUUUAUUUCAUUUCAGGCAUUGCAGGAAAUUUAUUGAGCUGUGUUGCCAUGCCAGCCUCGAUCUCCGUUGGAGCCUCUGGGGCCAUUAUGGGCUUAAUUGGAGCCAAGGUUUCAAAUAUUAUUGUUCGUUGGACCAGAAUUCCAACUCAACAGAAAGUUAUGCAAUGUAUUAAUGUUGGAAUUAUUAUUUUCAUCACUUUGUUGUGGAGUUUUAGUGAUUAUAUUGACUGGGCUGGACAUAUUGGUGGAUUAGUGACUGGUUUCAUUUUGGGAUUUGCAUGUUUUGCAGUUACGGAAAUUCAAGACAAGGUGUACAAGUGGACAAUAUUCAGCGUUUCUGUUGGUUUGACCCUAGUGACAUUGCUUACAUUGUCACUCGUUUUUGGAUUAGUGACAGAUACUUCCAAAUAUGCCUUGUAA
This is a messenger RNA of Naegleria fowleri, 1269 nucleotides long. RefSeq lists its product as uncharacterized. Gene Ontology annotation, cellular component: membrane. Bases 1 to 1269 code for a protein of 422 amino acids. The record is from RefSeq and is a predicted model, not a curated record. Lineage: Eukaryota; Heterolobosea; Eutetramitea; Acrasida; Naegleriidae. Gene Ontology annotation, molecular function: serine-type endopeptidase activity. The transcript is spliced from 3 exons. Gene Ontology annotation, biological process: proteolysis.